Nerophis lumbriciformis (worm pipefish) is the source of this 348-nucleotide messenger RNA. The record is from RefSeq and is a predicted model, not a curated record. Lineage: Eukaryota; Metazoa; Chordata; Actinopteri; Syngnathiformes; Syngnathidae.
AUGCCGAUGUUCGUUGUUGACACCAACGUGGCCAAAGGCGACGUGCCGGCGGCUCUGCUGUCAGAAGCUACCGAUGAGCUGGCUAAAGCUAUGGGCAAGCCUGCACAGUACAUUGCUGUGCAAAUCAACCCAGAUCGAAUGAUGGUAUUUGGAGGAAAGGGGGACCCGUGUGCACUUUGCUCCCUUCACAGCAUUGGAAAGAUCAGUUCUUCUCAAAACAAGCAGUACUCGAAAUUACUUUGUGGGCUGCUCAACAAACACCUGGGCGUUUCACCUGACAGGAUUUAUAUUAAUUUCUUCGACAUGGAUGGUGCCAACGUGGCCUGGAACAGCUCUACUUUUGGCUGA